Messenger RNA from Botrytis byssoidea, 1179 nucleotides. RefSeq lists its product as uncharacterized. The record is from RefSeq and is a predicted model, not a curated record. Bases 1 to 1179 code for a protein of 392 amino acids. Gene Ontology annotation, cellular component: mitochondrial membrane. Gene Ontology annotation, molecular function: 1-acylglycerophosphocholine O-acyltransferase activity. Gene Ontology annotation, biological process: inner mitochondrial membrane organization; cardiolipin acyl-chain remodeling. The transcript is spliced from 2 exons. NCBI's taxonomy places the organism in Eukaryota, Fungi, Ascomycota, Leotiomycetes, Helotiales, Sclerotiniaceae.
AUGGUAGCAUCCUCGUAUAACAAACUCGAAUCCGAUCCUCCUACAAAACCAAGUCUACCAUGGCGAUUCAGCUCGAGCCUGAUCAUGGGCGUCACAGGAGCGAUAUCCCGAUUCUUUUACUAUGGUCUGAAUAACGUUGAGACUAUUGGGCUAGAAGGAUUCAAGGCCACGCUCGAUAGACGAAAGAACCCCGAGGAGAGAGAAAGAGGCUUAAUUACCGUCUCGAAUCAUGUCAGCGUCUUGGAUGAUCCAUUAAUAUGGGGUGUAUUGCCUCUCAAAUAUGGUUUCAAUCCCUUCAAUCACAGAUGGAGUCUUGGUAGCUAUGAUAUCUGCUUCGAGAACAAAGUCCUCUCCGCGUUCUUCACCUUGGGCCAAGUUUUACCUACGCAUCGAGGCGCAUACUCCGAGAAUGGCGGUCUCUUUCAGCCUACAAUCGCACAAGCCAUACGAAUGCUUUCCGCGCAGCCUUUUACUACACGUUACGAACCACCGAUACAACAACCAAAGAAGAAAAUAUCUAUGCGACCAAAAGAUCCUGAUAUUGUCGAUCCUUUCUCUUCUGGCGACCUUACCUUUACUACAAAUGGCAUAGAUGUAUUUCCUGCACCCUCCGCAUAUACGUCACGAAGACACAGUUGGAUACAUAUAUUUCCUGAAGGACGAGUGCACCAGCAUCCAAACAAGACGUUACGUUAUUUUAAAUGGGGAGUGUCGCGACUUAUUCUCGAAAGCGAACCUUUACCCGAGAUCGUUCCCAUCUUUAUCGAUGGUAAUCAGGACAUAAUGCACGAAUCGAGAGAGUUUCCACGCUUCCUUCCUCGUGUUGGCAGGAACGUCCGUAUUGCCUUUGGAGGAUCAAUUGACGGAGAGCGCAUAUUCGGAGACCUCCGCCUUCGCUGGCAAAAGCUUGUCCAAUUACAAAAGGAGGCACUAAGGAGAAAGGGUCUGGACGACAAUAUCGAGAUGGGAGAACUUACGGAAGGUCUUAAAUACUACAAAGAGGCAGUUGCGUUACGUGAAGAAGUCACAAUCAGAGUUAGGCAGGAAGUGCUCAAAGUAAGAAGGAGCUUAGGUUAUGAAGAUGAAGAUCCUAAGCAGGGUUUGGUCGAGACUUGGAUCUCAGAAGGCAGGAGCGAUGGCAAGAAAAAGAAAGAUGGCAGUUGGGUUGGAGACACAUGA